Messenger RNA from Protobothrops mucrosquamatus (brown spotted pit viper), 2028 nucleotides. It is a transcript of the gene SLC39A8, whose product is annotated as solute carrier family 39 member 8. Gene Ontology annotation, cellular component: membrane. The record is from RefSeq and is a predicted model, not a curated record. The coding region runs from base 5 to 1441 and encodes 478 amino acids. NCBI's taxonomy places the organism in Eukaryota, Metazoa, Chordata, Lepidosauria, Squamata, Viperidae. Gene Ontology annotation, molecular function: zinc ion transmembrane transporter activity. The transcript is spliced from 8 exons. Gene Ontology annotation, biological process: zinc ion import across plasma membrane; intracellular zinc ion homeostasis.
GGCGAUGUCUCCCCUCGUGGCUCGGACGCUCCUGGCUGCCGCUCUGGCACUUGGCGUCUUCUUUUCUACCGGCGCUCAAGAAGAUCGUCCAGCAGCGUCGGCGUCGGUCGGAGGGCCCUUCGCUCAGGAUCUCUUCGCGGUCUUCGGAGGGAACCGGAGUCUCUCCAGCGAGCAGCUCGGCCAGAUGCUGCAGAAGAUGGGCGCCCGGCAGAAAAUGAGCGAGUUCUUGCCCCCAGGAUCGCUGGCGCAUCUGCGCUACAACCAGUGCAUAUCUUCUGAAGAUAUUUUUUCUCUGUAUGGAAUAUCAAACAAUACCAGGAUAAUGGAAUCCACCUUCUCUACAAUAUGCCCUGCUGUCUUACAACAAGUGAUUUUUCAUCCCUGUGAAAUACCUACCAAAGGUAGUUUCAAGCCAUCUCCCACAGAAGUUUGGGGCUUUGGGUUCCUUGCUGUGACUAUAAUCAGCCUUGCGUCACUUCUUGGAUUCGUUUUAACGCCUCUUUUAAAGAAGGACUAUUUCCCUAAGAUUUUAACGUACUUCGUAGGUUUGGCCAUUGGAACACUCUUCUCUAAUGCAAUUUUUCAACUUAUUCCAGAGGCCUUUGGAUUUGAUCCCAAAGUAGAUAACUACGUUGACAAAGCAGUUGCAGUUUUUGGUGGAUUCUACAUCUUAUUCUUUGUGGAAAGAGUUCUUAAAAUGUUAUUGAAAACCCAUAGUCAGAUGGGUCACAGCCAUUUUGAAUCCGAAGAACUGAAACUUCCUGAAAGGUGUUCUGCGCCUCCUGCUCCUGCAGAAUCAAUCAAACCAGUUAAUGGAACCAUGUGCUAUGCAAAUCCAGCAGUAGCAGAAGCUAAUGGAAACUUGGGUUUCGAUAAUGUCAGUGUGAUUUCUGGACAGAAAGAAGAAAUGCAAAGUACUUCAUGCAAAUGUUUCAGUGGGCCUCCCCUGUCCGAAAUUGGUACAGUUGCCUGGAUGAUCACAUUAAGCGAUGCUUUGCACAACUUCAUUGAUGGAUUGGCCAUUGGGGCUUCUUUCACACUUUCCCUACUUCAGGGAAUUAGCACAUCUAUAGCAAUCUUAUGUGAAGAGUUUCCUCAUGAAUUAGGGGAUUUUGUCAUCCUUCUUAAUGCAGGAAUGAGCACAAGGCAAGCCUUGUUUUUCAAUUUUUUAUCAGCAUGCUCCUGUUAUAUUGGCCUAGUUUUUGGCAUAAUUUUAGGCAACAACUUUGCUCCAAACAUCAUUUUUGCACUAGCUGGAGGCAUGUUUCUAUACAUCUCCCUUGCAGAUAUGUUCCCAGAGAUGAACGACAUGUUGCGAGAAAAAGUAACUGGAAGAAAAACAGAUCUCAUUUUUUUCCUGAUUCAAAAUGCUGGCUUGCUCACAGGGUUCACUGCAAUCCUGCUCAUCACUCUCUACGCAGGAGACAUUGAGCUGGCAUAAUGUGACAAAGAAGACAAUUUAGCAGAUGAAAAUGGAAGAACUUCACAAAGGAACUUGAAAGUAAUAAAGACACUUGGUUUGCUUCCGUCACGGAACAAAACUUUUUUUUUUCAUAAAAGUAAUAUAUAAAUAUAAAAAUAAUAUAUAAAAAUUUUUCUAAUAUGUGUUCUAGGAUAGCAUUUUCUUCCAUUUGUUUGUCCUAUGUUAGUCACUUUUAUAUCAGUGAGCAACAAUUUAGUGGUGCGAGAGGACUAAUUUAUGAAAGAGAUUCUUUGUCUGAAAAACGGACAUGUAUUAUUUAUGUCAAUGAAAAUGUACUACCAAACCUUUAUAUGAGAAAAGCCCCCUGUAUUUGGAACUUUGUAUUUCUGAGAUCUGUUUUAAGGUACCUGUGCAGCAUAAUCCAAACUGAAAUAGUUUACUUUAUAGAUCAUUCCUAUCCUAUAUAAAAAUAUACAGAAAAUUCAGUCCCAUUCUAAGGUAUGUGUUUAAUAGCAUUAUAACUACAUAGGGGGCUCCUCUAAGUAGGAGAAAUCAUGCUACCAUUUCAGUAUCCUGCUUGUUGUCGCCUUCCUGAAUGAGCAUUA